AUGACAAGAAAAAAGUCUGUACGUGUUCAGUAUGGACUCACCCAUUGUAGGCCCUUUGAUCCAGAGUUGUUUGAAUUUGCGGAUGUGGAACCCACAGAAGGAGGUGUGGAUUUGCAAGGCUACCAGCUGGAUAUGCAAAUACUACCUGACGGCCCAAAGAGUGAUGUGGAUUUUUCAGAGAUUCUUAAUGCAAUACAAGAAAUGGCCAAGGAUGUCAACAUUCUUUUUGAUGAAUUAGAAGCUGUCAACAGUCCUUGCAAAGAUGAUGAUUCUCUCCUUCACCCUGGAAACCUGACCAGUACUUCAGAUGAUGCUAGCAGAUUGGAAGCAGGGGGAGAGACGAUGCCAGAAAGAAACAAAUCAAAUGGACUUUACUUCAGAGAUGGAAAGUGUCGAAUUGACUACAUUCUUGUAUACAGAAAAUCCAACCCCCAGACCGAAAAGAGAGAAGUAUUUGAAAGAAAUAUUAGAGCAGAAGGAUUGCACAUGGAGAAAGAGUCCUCUCUAAUAAAUAGUGACAUUAUCUUUGUGAAGUUGCAUGCUCCAUGGGAAGUGCUUGGAAGAUAUGCAGAACAAAUGAAUGUAAGAAUGCCUUUCAGGAGAAAAAUCUAUUACCUGCCCCGCCGGUACAAGUUCAUGAGCAGGAUCGAUAAACAAAUAAGCAGUUUUCGGAGAUGGUUACCUAAGAAGCCAAUGAGGCUGGACAAGGAGACACUGCCAGACCUGGAGGAGAAUGACUGCUACACUGCCCCUUUCAGCCAGCAAAGGAUCCAUCACUUCAUCAUACACAACAAAGACACUUUCUUCAAUAACGCCACAAGAAGUAGAAUUGUACAUCAUAUUUUACAAAGAAUAAAGUAUGAAGAAGGAAAAAACAAAAUUGGUCUGAAUCGUUUGCUUACCAAUGGCUCCUAUGAAGCUGCAUUUCCUCUGCAUGAGGGAGGUUACAGAAGUAAGAACUCUAUUAGAACCCACGGAGCGGAAAACCACCGACACCUGCUCUAUGAGUGCUGGGCCUCCUGGGGCGUGUGGUAUAAAUACCAACCUUUGGAUCUUGUAAGGCGGUACUUUGGAGAGAAGAUUGGGUUGUAUUUUGCCUGGUUGGGCUGGUACACCGGCAUGCUCUUCCCAGCUGCCUUCAUUGGAUUGUUUGUCUUUUUGUACGGAGUCAUUACUCUGGAUCACUGCCAAGUCAGUAAAGAAGUCUGCCAAGCUACAGAUAUCAUCAUGUGUCCUGUGUGUGAUAAAUACUGUCCAUUCAUGAGGCUGUCAGACAGCUGCGUUUAUGCCAAGGUAACCCACCUCUUUGACAAUGGAGCCACUGUCUUCUUUGCUGUUUUCAUGGCAGUCUGGGCAACAGUUUUCCUGGAGUUUUGGAAAAGACGGCGAGCAGUAAUUGCUUAUGACUGGGAUUUGAUAGACUGGGAAGAAGAGGAGGAAGAAAUACGGCCCCAGUUUGAAGCCAAGUAUUCCAAGAAAGAACGGAUGAAUCCCAUUUCGGGAAAGCCAGAACCAUAUCAAGCAUUUGCAGAUAAAUGCAGCCGACUUGUCGUUUCUGCAUCUGGAAUAUUUUUUAUGAUCUGUGUGGUGAUCGCCGCUGUGUUUGGGAUCGUCAUUUACCGGGUGGUGACUGUCAGCACUUUUGCUGCCUUUAAGUGGGCGUUAAUCAGGAAUAACUCUCAGGUUGCAACCACAGGGACUGCUGUGUGCAUCAACUUCUGUAUCAUUAUGCUGCUGAAUGUGCUAUAUGAAAAAGUUGCACUGCUUCUGACGAAUUUAGAACAGCCUCGCACAGAGUCCGAGUGGGAGAACAGCUUCACCCUGAAAAUGUUUCUUUUUCAGUUUGUCAAUCUGAACAGCUCCACGUUUUACAUCGCGUUCUUCCUUGGAAGAUUUACAGGACACCCAGGUGCCUACUUGAGGCUGAUAAACCGGUGGAGACUAGAAGAGUGCCACCCUAGUGGAUGCCUUAUUGAUCUCUGUAUGCAAAUGGGUAUUAUAAUGGUGCUAAAGCAGACCUGGAAUAAUUUCAUGGAACUUGGCUAUCCGUUAAUUCAGAACUGGUGGACUAGAAGAAAAGUACGACAAGAACAUGGGCCUGAAAGGAGAAUCAGUUUCCCACAAUGGGAAAAGGACUACAACCUUCAGCCAAUGAAUGCCUACGGACUCUUUGAUGAAUACUUAGAAAUGAUUCUUCAGUUUGGAUUUACAACUAUCUUUGUGGCAGCUUUUCCUCUAGCACCACUUCUGGCCUUACUGAAUAACAUAAUUGAAAUUCGACUUGACGCUUACAAAUUUGUCACACAGUGGAGGCGACCGUUAGCUUCAAGGGCCAAAGACAUAGGAAUUUGGUACGGAAUUCUUGAAGGCAUUGGAAUUCUCUCUGUUAUUACAAAUGCAUUUGUCAUAGCGAUAACAUCCGACUUUAUCCCUCGCUUGGUGUACGCUUAUAAGUAUGGACCUUGUGCAGGCCAAGGAGAGGCUGGGCAAAAGUGCAUGGUUGGCUAUGUGAAUGCCAGCUUGUCUGUGUUUCGAAUUUCUGACUUUGAGAACCGAUCUGAACCUGAGUCUGACGGCAGUGAGUUCUCAGGGACUCCUCUCAAGUACUGCAGAUACCGAGAUUACCGUGACCCUCCUCAUUCACUGGUGCCCUAUGGCUACACACUGCAGUUCUGGCAUGUCCUAGCAGCCCGAUUGGCUUUUAUCAUUGUAUUUGAGCACCUCGUGUUUUGUAUAAAGCACCUCAUUUCAUAUCUGAUCCCAGACCUCCCAAAAGAUCUAAGGGAUCGAAUGAGAAGAGAGAAGUACUUGAUUCAGGAGAUGAUGUAUGAAGCAGAACUGGAGCGUCUCCAGAAGGAACGAAAGGAGAGGAAGAAAAAUGGAAAAGCACACCACAAUGAGUGGCCAUGA
Equus quagga is the source of this 2910-nucleotide messenger RNA. It is a transcript of the gene ANO4, whose product is annotated as anoctamin 4. The record is from RefSeq and is a predicted model, not a curated record. Gene Ontology annotation, molecular function: protein dimerization activity; chloride channel activity. The transcript has 26 exons. The coding region runs from base 1 to 2910 and encodes 969 amino acids. NCBI's taxonomy places the organism in Eukaryota, Metazoa, Chordata, Mammalia, Perissodactyla, Equidae. Gene Ontology annotation, cellular component: plasma membrane. Gene Ontology annotation, biological process: chloride transmembrane transport.